Molecule: messenger RNA, 969 nt
Organism: Gopherus evgoodei (Goodes thornscrub tortoise)
Lineage: Eukaryota; Metazoa; Chordata; Testudines; Testudinidae
Product: C-type lectin domain family 4 member M-like
Exons: 10
Coding region: 1-969 (322 amino acids)
Source: RefSeq, a predicted model, not a curated record
AUGCACCCGGACAGCUCCUACCCCAAAUGGGACAACUCUGAGCAGGUGGAACUGACGGUGCAGGGAGCGAGCAGCGCACCUGGGAGAGGCGGUAAAACUCUUUGCCUCUCCAGCUCCACCCAAGGGAAGGCCAUUGCGAUCCUGUAUGUCCUGCUGGUGAUUUGCAUUGCAGUGGCCACAGCUUUCAUUGUGGUGAACCUUGGGAAAUUGUCCCAGGGUCUUGCCGAAGCCCAGGUGGAUCGAGAUACAAUUAGAAGAGAUUCCAAGAGAAAUCUGUCACAUCACCAGGAUUAUCUAGUGUCCCAGGGUCUUGCUGAAGCCCAGCUGGAUCGAGAUACGGCCGGAAGAGAUUCCAAGAGAAAUCUGUCAGCUCUCCAGGACUAUCUGGAAUUGAAGAUAUCCAAAGAAUUCAACGUGUUUAGCAGUCGACUUGUUAAUGUGUCCAAGGAGCUGGCUGGGGUUAGGCUGAGGAUCGAGGAGAUCCAAGCUGAUCACGUAAAAGACCCAUCGUAUUUCCAGGACGCCAUAGAGAUAAAGAACCUAACACACAGCAUGUCGAAGGAGCUGGCUGAGGUGAGAAGGGACCAUGACAGACUCCAGGAGGUCUUGAGCAGGGUGCAGGACGACUUUCAGAACUUCAAAGAAUUCACUUGCAUGAAAUGUCCACCUGGUUGGCAGCGUUUUGAGGAAAGUUGCUACUUCUUUUCAACAUUGGCUAAAUCCUGGCCAGAUGCUAAGCAGUUCUGUACUGAUCAAAGGUCUGGCCUGGUUAUCGUAAACACCGCAGAGGAACAGAGGUUUCUGUCAAACCACAUCACUGAGCCGAACGUGUACUGGUUGGGCCUCAGUGACUCAGCAAAGGAAGGGGAGUGGCGCUGGCUGGAUGGCAGCCCCCUGUCUCUCAGGUCAGUGAGGAACCAGGGCAGGGAAAAUACACCUCCUAAAGCCAUAUCUGAACUAAGCAUCUAA